AUGUUCGUUAGACGAGUACCAGUGCGUCUUGGUACGGCCGUUAUUCGGCGACUUUCAAGCCUGCGCUCGACGCCCGCGGGGUAUUCCCAGUCGGUGCCCCAAAAGGACGACCAGAUCGUGAUAUCCAUGUCUUCUGGCGUGGACUCGUCUGUCGCAGCUCUGAUGUAUGCCCGGCAGUACAAGAACGUGCGCGGCGUGUUCAUGGCCAACUGGUCCCCGGACACGCGGGGCGGCGUUUCCAAGUGCACCGUUGAGAGCGACUGGGAGGAAGUGCAAACGAUCUGCACCCAGAUCGGGAUUCCCUGUGAGCGAGUGAAUUUUGAAAAAGAGUACUGGUCCGAUGUGUUUGAGCCCAUGUUGGAGAUGUACCGUCGCGGCCUGACGCCCAAUCCGGACGUGGGGUGCAACAAAUACGUCAAGUUCGGCAAGAUGGUGGAACAUCUCACGAAAAAGAUGUCUCAGGACAACUGGUGGCUGGUGACGGGCCAUUAUGCGCGGAUCCUGACCCACGACCUCACGGGCGAGUCGCACCUGUUGCGGGCGUCGUACUUGCCGAAAGACCAGUCGUACUACCUGAGCCAGAUCCCUGAGCACGUCAUGUCCAAGGUGUUGAUGCCGAUGGGCCAUUACACGAAGCCAGAGGUCCGUCGCAUUGCUCAGGAGGCCGGACUGGCUUCCAAGGACAAGCGCGACUCGCAAGGGCUGUGUUUUGUGUCGCAGAACGGGCGGUUCAAGGACUUUCUGGACGAGUUCCUGGAACCCAACCCUGGCGAAAUCGUGACUCAAGAUGGCCGUGUUUGGGGCAAGCACAACGGGCUCUGGCACGGCACCAUUGGCCAGCGCAGCGGAAUCUCUAUGCCCCAGGGAGACCCGGCCAUGAAGGGCGUGUGGUGUAUCUCGGGAAAGAACUACGAGAAGAACCAGCUGAUCAUCUCGAAGAAAAGCGACCGUUCAGCGUUUUUGAAAGACCGUAUCACCGUUGCCGACUGGCACUGGGUCAAUGCGUCGUUCGACCUGGACUCACUUGACACAGCCAGUCUCACUGUCCAGGUACGGUCUCUAGAAACCCCGCACGCGCUAAAGUCCGUUUCUUUCCCCGAGUUUGCGCUCGAAAACAAGCUCUCCGACGUGGCUCCGGGCCAAAACCUCGUGCUUUACCACGGCGACCGCGUCCUGGGCACCGGCAUCAUUGUCGCCACCGCCUGA
Molecule: messenger RNA, 1206 nt
Organism: Ogataea philodendri
Lineage: Eukaryota; Fungi; Ascomycota; Pichiomycetes; Pichiales; Pichiaceae
Exons: 1
Coding region: 1-1206 (401 amino acids)
Biological process (GO): tRNA wobble position uridine thiolation
Cellular component (GO): mitochondrion
Molecular function (GO): sulfurtransferase activity
Source: RefSeq, a predicted model, not a curated record